Messenger RNA from Athalia rosae (coleseed sawfly), 1104 nucleotides. Its product is annotated as meiotic recombination protein SPO11. The transcript has 2 exons. The record is from RefSeq and is a predicted model, not a curated record. Gene Ontology annotation, cellular component: nuclear chromosome. NCBI's taxonomy places the organism in Eukaryota, Metazoa, Arthropoda, Insecta, Hymenoptera, Athaliidae. Gene Ontology annotation, biological process: reciprocal meiotic recombination; meiotic DNA double-strand break processing; meiotic DNA double-strand break formation. Gene Ontology annotation, molecular function: ATP binding; DNA binding; DNA topoisomerase type II (double strand cut, ATP-hydrolyzing) activity. Bases 448 to 1092 code for a protein of 214 amino acids.
AUCGAAAAAUUGACGCUGCAGAUCAUCCAGCAAAUAAAUUCGCAAACGUUUCCUAAGGUUACUUAUGGCAUCGGUAAUGUUCGAGAGCAAAGAUUCAGUUGUCCCGAAGAUUUGUCUUCCCGUGCCAAUGAAGCAGGUAUUCAAUUAUGCACAACAGUUUAUACAUAUACAAUCUACACGAUACUUAUUGUAAGAUUUUCACGACACCUUUAUUGACGUACAGGUGUUAGCACACAGGAGUCGUUUGAUAGUUCAAAGUCAUUGAGCUGGGUUCAGAGUGACAAUGAAAAUCGAGAAGAUCGUGGAGUAGAUGGUGAUCGAAAUUCGUUCGACAGCUCAAAAUCUUUGAGUUGGAUUUCGGUCACCGAUGAUGAGAAGAAUCGUGUUUCCGAUAACGAAGAAAAUAGACCGGGGACUGAAGCCACUCAGUCGGGUACAAGGCGUUCGAUGACCGUGGAUUUUCGGCGUAGGGGGAGUAGGAAAAAUCUUGCUUUAAUUCUGACGGUGACAUCGCACGUUCACAAAUUGCUCAUAAAUCGUACGUCGAAAACGCGUCGUGCUCUUUACUACGAACUACAAACCGAACCCUUCACCGCUACCUUAGCUAGAACUCAGCGUACCAUCGACGCUGCCGUUAAUCAUGUGGCCGGUCUUCUGGACCGCGCACCUUGGGAAUUAGUACUUGGAUCAGAAUUGAUUUUUUAUUUCCUCAUUUCGAUGAAUCCUUCAGCGUUUACAGCAACAAGUAAAGGUCUGGUGAGCGGUGAUUUGACGUUGACUUUUUCUGGGCGCGAGUCGGUAACUUGCAAUGCUGAGGGGGGUGUAUUGAUACCGCAGAAUAUUCACCGUAUUACCUCGAUUCGCACUAGUGCCAAAUAUGUACUUGUUGUGGAAAAGGACUCGGUUUUCCAGAGACUUCUAGCUGAGCACUGUCCUCAGUUCCUCAACUGCAUUCUAAUCACUGGAAAAGGAUAUCCUGACAUCAACACCAGGAUGUUAGUCAGCUUGUUAGGAAAUAGACUCAAUAUCCCAGUAUACGUUCUCGUAGACGCCGACCCCUUCGGAGUUGAGAUAAUGUGUAUUUACAGGUGAGUUUUUAAGGAC